UUUUCCCCAACUUCUCUCUCUCUCUCUCUCUGUUUCUUUCUCUCUUCUCUCUCUCCCAAUCGCUAUCCCACCGAUCAGGGAAGAAGAUAGAGAAAGAGCUUCCAUAGUCGAUGUUAGACCAAGAAAAUCAGAAAUUGUUGCUCCGAAGUUUCGUUCUUUGCUGAAGCAUAAAAAUGGGCGAUGUUUUGGGUACUGACUUAAUCAGUGACCUUCCUCAAAGCAUUAUCGAGAGCAUUCUGAAUCAACUUCCAAUAAGAGAUGCUGUGAAAACUAGCAUUUUAUCAAGAAAAUGGAGGUACAAAUGGGCUUCCAUCACUCAACUUGUGUUUGAUGAAAAAUGUGUCCCUUUGUGUAAUGACCGAGAUGUUGUUGAGAAAAGUAUUGUUAAGUUUAUCACCAGGCUGCUAUUUCUUCACCAAGGACCAAUUCAUAAGUUCCAUAUUAAGAAUUUGGACUUGCAGAGUUGCCCUGAAAUAGAUCAGUGGAUUCUUUUCCUUUCAAGGAAUGAUCUUAAAGAAUUGGUUCUUGAAUUAGGAGAAGGUGAAUUCUUUAGAAUACCUUCAUGCUUUUUCAGUUGUAAGAAACUGACUCGCAUGGAGCUUUCCCGCUGCGAGUUGGAUCCGCCUCUUAAUUUUAAGGGAUUUGGGUGUUUGAAGAGCCUCAACCUUCAUCAAGUUUUGAUAUUCCCUGAUGCAUUAGAGAGCCUCAUUUCUAGUAGCCCUCUCUUGGAGAGUUUAUCACUCUCAUACUUCGAUAGUUUAGCUCUUAAAAUCCGUGCUCCAAACCUCAAGUACUUGUAUCUUGAAGGUGAAUUCAAGGAUAUAUAUCUUGGAGAUUCUCCGCUUCUGGUUGAAAUAUCCGUUUCUAUGUAUAUGCCUGAUGACAUUGCUGAACUCUUUGAGCACUUUGAGCAAAGCUCAAAUUGCAAUUUUGUCAAGUUUCUUGGUGGUGUGCCAAAUCUUGAGAGCCUUGUUGGACGUAUCUACUUCACGAAGUAUUUGAGCAUAGGUAAUGAUCCAUGGCAUCUUCCAAUAAUGUACAACAAUUUGAAGACCGUUGAAUUAUAUGAAGUAAAUUUUGAGGAUAUGAAAGAGAUACUGGUUGUCCUUCGCUUGAUUACAAGCUCUCCCAAUUUAAAGGAACUUCACAUUUCAGCUUCAUCAAACACAACAACUGCUACUGAUACCCCGGAUUUUGAUUUUUGGGAAAAAGAAUGCCCUUCAGAUCCUACACUUAGCCAUCUUAAGGUUGUGAAGUUGACAGAAAUGACUGGUGUGCCUCCUGAGUUGGCAUUUGUCAAAUUUUUGCUUGGCUGUUCACCCGUGCUUGAGACAUUGAGUUUCUCUCCUUGUAUAUUUGAUCCGGAAAUUGAAUUGAAAAUGUUGCUCGAAUUGGUCAAAUUUCGAAGAGCUUCUACGAGGGCAGAAAUUGCUUUCGCCGACGAGUAAAACUGUGGACUAUGUUAUCAAAUGCACAUUCUUUUCUAUCCUUUCUAUCAUUUCCGAUGUUCCUUCUGUUUUGGUUACUAUUAUCGUACGGUUAUGAACCUUCUUUUGAAAUACAUGUAUUACCUAUGAGACAACUUGUAAAUUCUCAAGAAAAAUUACAAAUUU
Messenger RNA from Gastrolobium bilobum, 1613 nucleotides. Its product is annotated as F-box/FBD/LRR-repeat protein At1g13570. The transcript is spliced from 4 exons. The record is from RefSeq and is a predicted model, not a curated record. The coding region runs from base 174 to 1448 and encodes 424 amino acids. Lineage: Eukaryota; Viridiplantae; Streptophyta; Magnoliopsida; Fabales; Fabaceae. Gene Ontology annotation, molecular function: protein binding.